Messenger RNA from Lontra canadensis (Northern American river otter), 4833 nucleotides. RefSeq names its product GRAM domain containing 1B (gene GRAMD1B). NCBI's taxonomy places the organism in Eukaryota, Metazoa, Chordata, Mammalia, Carnivora, Mustelidae. Gene Ontology annotation, molecular function: sterol binding; sterol transfer activity. Gene Ontology annotation, biological process: intracellular sterol transport. The coding region runs from base 452 to 3172 and encodes 906 amino acids. Gene Ontology annotation, cellular component: endoplasmic reticulum membrane; endoplasmic reticulum-plasma membrane contact site; plasma membrane. The transcript has 23 exons. The record is from RefSeq and is a predicted model, not a curated record.
CAUCUCCCUCCUGCUCUCCGCCUGCCUACAGCGCCACGCCGGCUCCCCAGCCUGGUCGGCCGAUCGCCAGCCGCUGAGAGUUUGCCGAGCCGCCCCCUGGGGCCCCGCGCCGCCGAGUCCCGCUAAGGCGAAGACGCAAGCAGGCCGGGGAGAGCGCGGAAGAAAAACAAGCGGGCGCGCCGCGGGAGCCCCAGGAGGGCGGCCGGGUGGCGGCGGGCGGCGGCCGGGGCGGGCCGGCGCCGACAGCCUGGGGGAGCGCGCACCGGAAAGUUCGGCCCCGGCGGCGGCGCGCGCCUGCCCCGCGGCGCGCCGGCAGACGAACUUGCCCUCUCCGCGCGGCUCGAGCGGCGAGCGUUUCCCAACGAGAGCGGGCCGAGCGCGCCACGGCCAGGGGUGGGGAGCGAGGCGGCUGGCGGAGGGCGCCGAGGGAGCGCGGCCGCCACGGGCCCCCAUGCCGGCGGCCAACAUGCUGGAGAACCUGCAGCCGCCCGCCCUGCAGGUGCCCGAGCCCGAGGGCGCGCCCGAGGGCAGCCCGCUCUGGUCCAGCUCGUCGACCCCCACGCUCCGCCGCCGGCGCUUCAAGAUGCGCCGCAUGAAGAACGUGCAGGAGCAGAGCCUGGAGGCCGGGCUGACCCGGGACCUGCCCGGCGUCCUGGCCCCGGGCAAGGAGUUCCUGCAGCUGCCGUCCAUCGAGAUCACGCCCUCCAGCGACGAGGACACCCCCUGGUCCAACUGCUCCACACCCAGCGCUUCUCCGCGCCGAAAGCGCUUCCUCCUCCGCAAGUGGCUCAGGGUGAGGGAGCGAAAGGAGUGCAGUGAAAGCAGCAGCCAACAGAGCAGCCAGCAGAGCAGCCACGACGAUGAUGCCAGCAGGUUCCUGAGUCCCAGAGCGCGGGAGGAAAGCACUGCCAGUAACUCAAACCGCAGCACGCCGGCCUGCUCCCCCAUCCUCCGCAAACGGUCUCGCUCGCCAACCCCGCAGAGCCCGGACGGAGACACCAUGGUGGAGAAGGGCUCCGAUCACUCCUCGGACAAGUCCCCGUCCACGCCGGAGCAGGGUGUGCAGCGCAGCUGCUCCUCACAGUCUGGCCGGAGUGGUGGCAAAAAUUCCAAGGUACGGGUGGCCUUUGCCAGAUGUUUGCAGGCGAAGACUGUGACUGUAGCUCCCUCAGCAGGGCAACAGUUGGUUAAAAGCCAGAGUUGGUAUAAUGUGUUAAGCCCAACUUACAAGCAGAGAAAUGAAGACUUCCGAAAGCUCUUUAAGCAACUUCCAGACACAGAGCGUCUCAUUGUUGAUUACUCAUGUGCACUCCAAAGAGACAUUCUUCUUCAGGGCCGACUCUACCUCUCUGAAAAUUGGAUCUGCUUCUACAGCAACAUCUUCCGCUGGGAAACUCUGCUGACGGUCCGUUUGAAAGACAUCUGCUCCAUGACUAAAGAGAAAACAGCUCGCCUCAUUCCCAAUGCCAUUCAAGUUUGCACUGACUCUGAAAAGCACUUUUUCACGUCAUUUGGGGCCCGGGACAGGACAUACAUGAUGAUGUUCCGGCUCUGGCAGAACGCACUCCUGGAAAAGCCCCUCUGCCCCAAGGAGCUCUGGCACUUCGUUCACCAGUGCUACGGGAAUGAACUGGGCCUUACCAGUGACGAUGAGGACUACGUGCCCCCUGAUGACGACUUCAACACGAUGGGCUACUGUGAGGAGAUCCCCGUGGAAGAGAAUGAAGUGAACGACAGCUCAUCCAAAAGCAGCAUCGAGACCAAGCCGGAUGCCAGUCCGCAGCUCCCCAAGAAGUCCAUCACCAACAGCACGCUGACGUCCACAGGGAGCAGCGAGGCCCCUGUCUCGUUCGAUGGCCUGCCCCUGGAGGAGGAGGUGCUGGAGGGCGAGGGGUCUCUGGAGAAGGAGCUUGCCAUUGACAACAUCAUCGGGGAGAAGAUUGAGAUCAUCGCGCCUGUGACCUCCCCUUCGCUGGACUUCAAUGACAAUGAGGACAUCCCCACUGAGCUGAGUGACUCUUCCGACACCCACGAUGAAGGGGAGGUCCAGGCCUUCUACGAGGACCUGAGUGGCCGGCAGUAUGUGAACGAGGUCUUCAACUUCAGCGUGGACAAGCUCUACGACCUGCUGUUCACGGACUCGCCCUUCCAGCGGGACUUCAUGGAACAGCGGCGCUUCUCCGAUAUCAUCUUCCAUCCGUGGAAGAAGGAAGAGAACGGAAACCAGAGCCGAGUGAUCCUGUACACCAUCACCCUCACCAACCCUCUGGCUCCGAAAACUGCCACUGUCAGGGAGACGCAGACCAUGUACAAGGCGAGCCAGGAGAGCGAAUGUUACGUGAUCGACGCCGAGGUCCUCACGCACGACGUGCCCUACCACGACUACUUCUACACCAUCAACCGCUACACGCUCACCCGCGUGGCUCGGAACAAGAGUCGGCUCAGGGUCUCCACAGAGCUGCGCUACCGCAAACAGCCCUGGGGCUUGGUGAAGACGUUCAUCGAGAAGAACUUCUGGAGUGGGCUGGAGGACUACUUCCGCCACCUCGAGAGCGAGCUGGCCAAGACGGAGAGCACGUACCUGGCUGAGAUGCACAGACAGUCUCCCAAAGAGAAGACCAGCAAGGCCCCGGCCGUUCGGAGGAGGAAGCGUCCCCAUGCCCACCUGCGGGUGCCUCACCUGGAAGAGGUGAUGAGCCCCGUCACCACACCCACCGAUGAAGACGUGGGCCACAGGAUCAAACACGUAGCAGGUUCCACGCAGACACGGCAUAUCCCCGAGGACACCCCUAACAGUUUCCAUCUGCAGAGUGUGUCCAAGCUGCUGCUGGUUAUCAGCUGUGUGAUCUGUUUCAGUCUGGUGCUGCUGGUUGUCCUUAACAUAAUGCUCUUCUACAAACUCUGGAUGUUGGAAUACACCACCCAGACCCUCACCGCCUGGCAGGGUCUGAGGCUCCAAGAAAGGUUACCCCAGUCUCAGACAGAAUGGGCCCAGCUCUUGGAGUCCCAACAAAAGUACCACGAUACAGAGCUCCAAAAAUGGAGAGAGAUCAUCAAAUCCUCGGUAAUGCUUCUUGACCAGAUGAAGGACUCGCUCAUCAAUCUCCAGAAUGGCAUCAGGUCCCGAGACUACACGUCAGAAAGUGAAGAGAAGAGGAACCGCUAUCACUGACAAGGCUGUGAAGCCUUUCAUCUGUCCAUCCUUCCUCCUCCUCACUAGAAGAAACACUGGAGAGAAGUCAUUCCUGGUCCUAGUACUUCUCUUUUGACUCAGUUCAAACCUUGUUGGGGUUUUGAUUAAUUGUGAAGCUUUGCCUAAAAUCCUGGGGUUGUCAUAGAGCACUGACCCUAAGAACCUGGGAUUACAGGAAGGGGGAGAGGGAUCAAGAAACCUCAAGAAGAAUGCUUUGCUAGAAAUGGCUUCUCUCCCUGUCCCUGUCCUGACACAAGCGUGGACCAUGUCUAAAAUCAUUUCUGGGCAGCAUCUCUAGGGUGAAGUCUUGGAGAAAGGACCAGGGAGAAGAAUCUUUCUGGACUGUGGUCUCAGAAGGCUGUUCUCUGUGCCAUGCUGUGCUGCUGCUUUAGCUCUGCAGAACAGCUAGAGCGAGGCCCCUUCCUCCCUAGGGCCCCCAGGUGGCAGGGCUGUGAUCUCCCUCCCCACACCCCCUGGACCUCACCUGCCCACUCCAGUAGGAAACUUGAGAACCUGUCUUCCUGACUCUCUCCUCCCCCGACCCCUUGUCUCUAGGCUGUGGGACAAUCAUCCCAUCCACCACUUAACAUCCUUGACCCUCAUCCCCCAAUCUCCAGCAGGCUGGCCCCCCUCCCUCCAACUCUAUGUUUUCUUCCAGAAGAUGCAUUUUUGGGUCCGAGUCGAGCGUUUUUCUGGAAGGUCGUCUCUUAACACCCCCUGCUUCCCUGAUAUGGAGCAGGAAUUUGCACAAGGUGUAGAGAGCACCCCUUCCCACCUCUCUGCCCAGCCUUGUUACCUCACUCCUGCUCCAGCCAUGGCUGUGGACGGGCCCAGCCAGCUCCCUGGCUCGGUGUUGGGUGCGACAGCUCAGGGGUCUUGGGCAUUGUUCUCUGUUGUGACUUGAGGUCCUCAGCAGGCCUGGGAGCCUGGACUGGAACCUUGGCCACUGGCGGGAAGCACCUUGCCUGCCAAGAGGAGCUGAUGCCAGACGAUGUACCCAGCAUGUGAAAGAGUAAAGAAUACUGUCAUCUGUGCCCCGUGGCUUCCUUGCUUCUCACAACACAGUGAGACGCUGCAGAAACAAGAUGGCGGCCUCCGCUCCAGGCGAGACAGCUGGCUCUGUCUGGGGAGUUGGCCCUGGGCUCGGGUUUCACGUGCUGAGAUUGCAUAACGAAAGCAACCAUUUUUGCCAACAGUAGUGUGGCUCCCCACAUUUCCCUGUCCUGCACUCUAAGGCCAGACCACUCUCUGCAUGGACCAGGUCAUCUUCCCAAACCCAUGGUGCUUUUCCCCCGACCCCCACUCAACCUAGACUCCCAAAGUGGGGAGAGAUGAGUCAGAGGCCCCAGGGGCCCCUGGAUAAUCCUGACAAUGGGUGGAGUGGGUGAGGCAGAGGGAGCAGCCCCCAGCACCUGCAUGGGGCCAUAUAUGGGAAAGAACACCGGUCGACUGCAGUUGAGUUGUCUGGCCUCUGUAUUUGGAUCUAGAACUGUACUUUGCCUGGCGCUGUGCGCAAGGUCUGAAAACUUACCUGCUAUUACCUAGAACCAUACACGGCUUCCCAGCCAGAUCUUCAUGUAAAGUAGCUAGAGCCAUGGAAGUACAGUAUGAAUUAAAAGAAAAAAGUAUUGAACUACAAA